Diabrotica virgifera virgifera (western corn rootworm) is the source of this 7608-nucleotide messenger RNA. Its product is annotated as WD repeat-containing and planar cell polarity effector protein fritz-like. NCBI's taxonomy places the organism in Eukaryota, Metazoa, Arthropoda, Insecta, Coleoptera, Chrysomelidae. Gene Ontology annotation, biological process: establishment of protein localization; cilium organization; nervous system development. The transcript is spliced from 7 exons. The record is from RefSeq and is a predicted model, not a curated record. Bases 212 to 2854 code for a protein of 880 amino acids. Gene Ontology annotation, cellular component: axonemal basal plate. Gene Ontology annotation, molecular function: protein binding.
GUCAGACUAACUGUUUUGAUUGUUGAUAAAAUUAAUAGGUGUUAAGUUAAAUUAAAAUAAAAUAGAAAGUAAAGUUUGUGAUUCUUUUAAAAUAAUUACUGCAUAAAUAUUAUCUAGCUCCCCGCUGAAGAUAAAUAAAUUACCAGGCGUUUCAUCUUUAAAUAAUUAAAGUUGACAUGUUAAAAUACAUCCCAAAAGUUUCUUCAAAGAUAUGGUUACUCUGUUAAGUGAAAUUCAUUUCUGGACAACACAAGAAGAUAUUGUUCUUAAAACUACAGAUUAUGGUUCUUUCAAAUAUUACACUAAAAGGGAUGGCACCGAAACCCUCAAUGGCCAAAGUAAAAAACAAUAUUGUGACCAGCGUGGGCUCCACUGGUAUCUUCCUAAUAAACGUCCACAUAGACUAAAAGACAAAUUGAAAGAAUUAGAGGAUUAUCUGAUACAUAAUCGUGUUGUUUCUUUCAUUUUUGAAGAUACCAAAAUUUUAUUAUUACUUUCAACAGGACUUUUAGUUACUUUGACUUUAAAUAAUAAAACUGGGGAUUUGACCAAUAUACUAUUUGACAAGCAGUUAGCUUCAAAGCUUCAAGCAAAUAUCAUUUGUGAUGGAACAAUUUUUGGGAAUCAAGUAAUAUGUAUUUGUAACGAUGGUCACUUAUUGGGAUAUGGAGGGCCUUGGAAGGAGGGAUGGGUGUUAGAAGGGGGACCUAGAAGGAGACUAAACUAUUAUGGUGAAUGGUUGGUGGUAUGGGGUAAAGCCGGUGCAGAACAUCCCCAGCCAUGGAGUCCUUUGGCAAAAGACCAUCAAAGAGCAAAUUUACACCUAUAUUGGAUUGGCGCCAGAGAUCCUGAGUUAUUAUCGUAUAAAAAGACUGAUGGGGAACCCUUAGAAGUGAUUGUCAGUAAAUUUAGAAGUAGGACUUUAAUUCUGAUAGAACAGAAAGUAACUCAAAGAGGUGCUGUAUCUGUAGAAGUAAGCAAUUUUGAGUUGGUAGGAGUUAAUCUCAAACGAAUCUCAGUGACAUCUGUACCCCUACAGACUCAAGUUAGCUGUUCUGCCCUAAGUAAAUGUGAGGACAGAUUGUUAAUAUGUUGUAUAGAUGGCUCCUUAGCAUUAUUAGAUCGCAGUAGGGGCUGUACAAGAACUAUUAAAGCUAAUUUUAUUCCAACUUUGUUAGCUUGGCAUCCUGCUGGAGCUGCAGUUGCUAUUGCCAACGAUAAAGGACAGUUACAGUAUUACGAUACUGCUUUGUCUUGUAUAAAAAGUCAAUUUUUAAACGAAGAUUGUUUACCAACAGCAGUUGUUAAUUUGUCUACUUGCUUUAACUUACAAUUUAGUACAGCUUCCAUAAAUUGGGGUCCCAAGGACCUGAUUGUUACUUUUGAACAGGGACCACUUGCCGUAGUUACGCAUAUUAAUCAAUCUUUAACGUUCAAAUCUCUCAUUCAAAAUUAUUUAAAUUUGGGUAAGAUUGAUAAAGCGAUUAAGUUGUUGCUCUCUUGGGAAUUUCGAGAAGAGAGUUUCUUUGCCUUACAGAAGAUUGUUGCUCAUUUGAUGAGGCAACCUCUGAAUGAAGAAGUUUCCCAACAUGUACAGAUUGCUUUAGGAAGUUAUCAUAAUAGUCCAGUUCCCAUCAGGCCUCAAAUUCGACAUAGGUAUGGAAAUCAGGUAAUAUCUUUAACGAGGCGCUUCUUUCAUCAACUGGUACGAUCAGAAAUGUUCGAAACGGCAUUUCUCCUGGCAGUUGAUGUUGGUCAUCAUGACUUAUUCAUGGAUCUUCAUUACAUCGCUGUAAAAGUUGGAGAGACUGAGAUGGCAGCUGCAGCUAGGGCGCAAGCUUCAGCGCUGUUAAGUAGAUGUUCUAGUGAGGCUUCAAACUGUUCUCGCACAUCUUGUUCCCAAUGUUCGGAAAGCGAAAGCUCUUCUAGCGAAGAUCAAAGUUCUUUUGAAACGCAGAAAGAGCACGAAGAAAUACUAACCAAGUCGACGUAUGUACCACCUCUGCCGCUCAGCUCCGAUAAUUGCCUAGCAACGGACUUUAAUCAGCCAGAUCCGACCACCUACAAACCGAUGACUGAAAAGCAAACCGCACCUACUUCAGCACAUUUGAGUGAAUGUUUUAGGUUUAAUUACACGCCAAAAGCAACUUUCGUUAAAUCGCCACAAGUGCCUAGUAAUUUUACUAAAGUUGGAAUAAGUUCUGGCGGUGGCAUGCUGCCACCUCCUCUGCCAUUUACAGCAUCUCUAUCAAACGUCAGUAAUUUGCCGUAUAUGCAAAGUACUUCAUUCGUCGAAGGAUUCAAUAAUAGUCCUAUUGUCAGUAACGCAUUUUCUUUAAAUGGGAGUGUUUUUAAUAGUUGCUCCGUGAGUAGUAACUCAUUCUUGUCAAAUAACCAGUUUUCAACAUCCAUUUCAGACUUCACUUCAGUAAAUAUACCACCGUUAAAUAACACAAAGAAACCAUUAUCGACUAAUAAAAUAGUAGCGCCUCCGUUACCCAAGUUGAUCCCAAACUCCAAUACAGAGGACCUUAUAUCUUUUCCCUCGCAGUACACAUCAAACUCACCGCUUUUUGGAAUGUCUCAUGUAAAUAGUAAGAAAAAUCAACCGAAAGUUAAGUUCUCCGAUACCGUGACAGCUUUUAUAGUACCUGAAAUAAAAAGACCACAAAGACCUGCUCCUCCUCCUUCUCAUGUUACAGAUCCUCAGAAGGAAUUGGCGGAUAGUCUGCCAUUGUGUCACCCGAACGAAGAUUAUUUAAAAGAUUUUACACCUGUCAAGAAGGAGGACACCGAUGGAGAAGGUGACAGUGAACAACCCAAAAUUAAGGUUAUACAUUUCGGGGUCGUAUGAUUUUAUACGGAUUGUAACGGGUUCUAACACUUCAUUUGGCCUCGAUUUUGAUAUUUACAUGUUAUAGAGUCGUUUUAACAUCAAUUAAACCUUUUUUUGCACCUUUGUGCUAGAGUUUGAAGACAGAAUAUUGCUUCUCUUGUCUCCAUGCCUUUCCUGAAGCCAAAUUGUUCUUGACUGGUGACUUCGUCACAUCUUCUGUAUAUUAUGUUCUGUAUGAUUCGCAAGUAAAGCUUCAGAAUGUUAUUUAGUCCACUUAGAACGCGGAAGUCCUGGCAUGAUUUGGCGUUCUUCUUUUUUGGCAGUCGUAUGAAGAUGGAUUCCAGCCAACUUUUAGGAAUCGCUACUGCUCUGUAAAUAUUAUUAAAUAGGCCAAGGAAAAAAUCUAAGUUUUCCUCGUUGAUUAAUUUCAGUAACUUAGCUGGUAUUUCGUCUUUUCCUGCAGUUUUGUUGUUUUUUAGUUGACGUAGAGCAUAUUCCAAUUCGGCAUUUAGUAUUAGAGGACCUUCGUGGUUUUAUUUAUUUAAUAUAGGUUCUCUGAUGUCAUAGAAGAGUUCCUUUAUCUAGUCUUUCCACAUGUUUAUUUAUUCUUCCGUGCUUGAAAUCGGUUUGAACUGUGCUUUGGUUAGAUUAUUUGAUUUUUGUGAGUAUGCCGUUCCUGUGAAUUUCUUGAGUUUCUUAUGAACAUGGAAGUCAUCAUGUUUUUUAUUUAAGUCUUCGAUCUUUUCACAUCGUUCUGUUAUCCAUAUUUCUUUUGCAGUUUUUGUUUUUUGUUUGAUGGUUCUGUUUAUUUCUUUGUGCUGUUCACAUUUUCUUCUAUCAUUCAUUAUAUGUAAUAUAAUAGUCCUAUUGUCAGUAACACAUUUUCUUUAAAUGGGAGCGUUUUUAAUAAUUGCUCCGUGAGCAGUAACUCCUUCUUGUCAAAAAACAAAUUUUCUACAUUCAUUUUCGACUUCACUUCAGCAAAUAUUCCGUUAAAUAACACAAAGAAACCAUUAUCGACUAAUAAAAUAGUAGCGCCUCCGUUACCCAAGUUGAUCCCAAACUCCAAUACAGAGGACCUUAUAUCUUUUGCCUCACAGUAUACCUCGAAUUCGCCGCUUUUUGGGAUGUCUCGUGCCACCCGAACGAAGAUUAUUUAAAAGAUUUUACGCCUGUCAAGAAGGAGGACACCGAUGGAGAAGGUGACAGUGAGCAACCCAAAAUUAAGGUUAUACAUUUCGGGGUCGUAUGAUUUUAAACUGAUUAUAACGGGUUCUAACGUUUCAUUUCGCCUCGAUUUCGAUAUUUACAUGUUAUAGAGUCGUUCUAACAUCAAUAAAACCUUUUUUGCACCUUUGUGCCAGAGUUUGAAGACAGAAUAUAGCUUCUCUUGUCCCCAUGCCUUUCCUGAAGCCAAAUUAUUCUUGACUGGUGACCUCGUCACAGCUUCUGUAUAUUCUGUUCUGUAUGAUUCGCAAGUAAAGCUUCAGGACGCCGAUUUUUGAUCCUUCGCUUCGUUAUCGAUCAUUCGCUAUCUGUGUCUGUAGAGAGUACAGAUACAGAUAGCGAUAACGAAACGAAGGGUCAAAAAUCGGGGUCCAGAAUGUUAUUUAGUCGACUUAGAACGCGGAAGUACUGGUAUGAUUUGGCGUUCUUCUUUUUUGGCAGUGAUAUGAAGACGGAUUCCAGCCAACUUUUACUACUGAUCUGUAAAUAUUAUUAAAUAGGCCAAGGAAUAGGUCUAAGUUUUCCUCGUGGAAAACCUCCAUUAAUCUCCAUCUCCAUCAGUGGAUUGCUCACUGAUAAGAAGGCAGUGAUCAACCCAAAAUUAAGGUUAUACAUUUUGGGGUCGUAUGAUUUUAUAUGGAUUAUAACGGGUUCUGACAUUUCAUUUGGCCUCGAUUUCGAUAUUUACAUGUUAUAGAGUUGUUUUAACAUCAGAAACCGAAUCAGAAUUUUUUUCAUAAGGAAGCGGCCUCACAUCAUGGACUAAUAACUUUUUCUGGAGUGUUGAAUGUUUCCAUGACCUUCAAAUCUUGGUGGAAUCGCUCGCCGUACUAGCCCGAUCAAAGAACAAUCUGACCCAAAAAAAAAUAAAGGAAGGAUGAAAAUUUGGGAAUAGGUAGUUGAAAUUGUCUAUUAUUAUAUAAGAAAAAGUUUACAAUUCUACAUCCCCUCCAUUUUUCAAAAAUAGAGGGGAAUACCCCCUGUCGAAGGUGAAAAAUAUACAUUCAAAAUAAGUCCGGAAUUGGAUAAAAUGACUAAUUCUAAGCAACUUUUGUUCUAUAGAGUUUUUUUCCUGUCAAUACUUUUCCAGUUAUUUGCAAGUGACUAUGUCAUUUUUAACAGAAAAAACAUGUUUUUGGACGGUUUUUCGGAGAUAACUCAAAAAGUAAGUAUUUCAGCGAAAAAAAUAUUCUUAGCAAAAAUAUAGCUUAUAAAAAACUGAAAAUAAUGGUGUAUCCUUGAGGUCUGUAGACCCAGUAGAAGCAGAGUUGUAGUUAAUGAAAAGUAGGUUCUUUUUCAUAAAAUUCCAAAUCGAAUAUUUCAAGGUGAAAUAACCCAAAAACGGAGCACUUGAACGAGUAACUAAUCACGAGUUUAGGCAAAUUUUGAACAGCCAUAGCACAAUCAAUUUUAGUAUAUCAAGAAAACAAAAAAGGAAAAAUAUUCAGAAAAGCAAAACGUACAUUUUAUUACCCUUUAAGAUUUUUGGUAUUACUAAUAAUUUUUAAGUUAAUUCCAUGAACAAUUCGAUUUUUUUUCAAAAUUAUUUUUUUUUUAUUUUAAACGCAAUUUUUUUUUAAAACUGAGCACUUUGAAUUAAUGAAACUUAUAGAUAAUAUAAACAAUACAUAAGUAAAGUAAUUUGUGAAGCGGUUACGAUUCAUUUUAUUUGGGAGGCUAAUUAGGGGGUGAUUUUCGCGAUUUUUGUACCAAAAAAUAAAAGGGACCAACAAUAUUUUGAGCGUAACCACCUACUUUUAAUGUUAGAAAUUUUUUUAAAAAACAAAAAUAAACCUUUUUUUAAACACUUUAAAAAAGUUGUAAUGAAUUUUCCCCGAAAAAUGCUCUGUUUUUUGGUUAUUUCACAUUGAAAUAUUCGAUUUGGAAUUUGACGAAGAAGAACCUACUUAUCAUUAGCUACAACUCUUCUUAUACUGUGUCUGCAGACCUCACGCGUACAUCAUUUUUUUAUAAGCUAUAUUUUUACUAAGAAUAUUUUUUUCGCUAGAGUACUUACUUUUUGAGUUAUCUGCGAAAAACCGUCCAGAAACAUGUUUUUUUUUGUUAAAAAUGAACAUAUUCACUCGCAAAUAACUCGAGAAGUAUUGACUUAGUGAAAAAACUCUAUAGAACAAAAGUUGCUUAGAAUUAGUAAUUUUAUCCAAUUCCGGGCCUAUUUUGAACGUAUAUUUUUUCACUCACCAGAAAAUAUUUCACCCCGUAUUUCCAAAUUUUUGUAAAAUGGAGGGGAUGUAGAAUUGUAAACAUUUUCUUAUAUAAUAAUAGACAAUUUCAACUACCUAUUCCCAAAUUUUCAUCCUUCCUUUAUUUUUUUGGAGGUUUUCGUAAAAUUUUGUGUUCCCUAAUCGGGCUAUACUGAUCACUGACUGCAGACUGCACCAAGAUUUUGCGGGAAAUUAACAAGGUGCCUAUGUGUAAAAAUCAGUUGGAAGGUCUCUAAGGGCCGGUUGUUCGAACGCUAAUCAACAAUGAUCACUAUCAAAUAUUUAAUUACUGUCACAACUGUCAAUGUCAACUUUGGUUGGGUUGCUGAAAACAUAAUUGAUUAUAAUUAUGAGAUUUGUUAAUCAAUUAACAUAACAAUUAUUAACAUAAUUGAUUAACUAAUUUCAUAAUUGUAAUCAAUAAUUAUGUUUUCAGCAACCCAAUCAAAGUUGACAUUGACAGUUGUGACAGUAAUUAAAUAUUUGAUAAUGAUCAUUUUUUAUAAGCGUUCGAACGCUAAUCAAAAAUGAUCAUUAUCAAAUAUUUAAUUACUGUCACAACUGUCAAUGUCAACUUUGGUUGGGUUGCUGAAAACGUAGUUGAUUAUAAUUAUGAGAUUAGUUAAUCAAUUAACAUAACAAUUUAUUAACAUAAUUGAUUAACUAAUUUCAUAAUUGUAAUCAAUAAUUGUGUUUUCAGCAACCCAAUCAAACUUGACAUUGACAGUUGUGACAGUAAUUAAAUAUUUGAUAACGAUCAUUUUUGAUUAGCGUUCGAACAACCGGCCCUAAGAGUUGCCGGUUGCCGGAAAAAAAAAAUUCAGCAUAAUUCUGUACUCGAAAAUUUUUGAUUUUUUUAUUUUGACGUGGUAGAAGGAACUAGCCACAGUUUUAAGGAAAACUAGUCACUAAUGAACUAUAAAACAGCUCAAAAGUCAUAAUCUACAGAAAUUAUGUUUUACAUUGUUCCCCAGUUUAAUAAUUUCUUAUUAAAACUUCCUCGGGGUACAGAUGAUUCUAUUGUAUAUACGUGUUAGAGUUUUAUUAACGUAAUUAUUUGUACUCUCAUAUGACUAAUGCAAGUUAAAAAUAACAUGAAUUUCACCUUACAUUGUUGUAUUUUUUUCUGUAUUAUUUAUCCCAACUAAUUGUUCUCAAGGAUUGUUGUAUGUAUCGCUAUCUUGAGUCAUACGUCUAGCGCACCAGACAACAACUGUACUAUUUUUUAUACAAUAUCCGUCCAAUAAUUAGCAGUAUUUAAUGUUAAUUAACUUUAUUUAUUUUUAUAAUACUCAUUUUAUAAUAAAGUUUUUAUAUAAA